This is a messenger RNA of Zea mays, 587 nucleotides long. Its product is annotated as salivary acidic proline-rich phosphoprotein 1/2-like. The transcript is spliced from 4 exons. Bases 273 to 587 code for a protein of 104 amino acids. The record is from RefSeq and is a predicted model, not a curated record. Lineage: Eukaryota; Viridiplantae; Streptophyta; Magnoliopsida; Poales; Poaceae.
AUGCUGAGGAGGUUAGGAGGAAAGCAGGAGACGAUGAUCUAGAUUGGAGGGAGGCACCUUUCGAUCCGGAUGCAGCAUAUGUUGCCGGUGGUGGGCUACCACAUGGGAGGUUGGGGAUCGGCGAUGGGGUUGUGAGUCGCGAUAGCUUUGGUCGUCGGUCAGUUUCCUCGGCGGGGAGUAGAUCUCGAACUUCAACUUCGAGGGAAUCAGAGCUUGAUGAGCAACUAAGACAACAACAACAACAAGUUCAACAUCUAUCUCAACAAGUUCAGAUGAUGCAGGGAAUGCUGAUGCAGAUGUAUAGUGCUCAGAUGGGAUCUCCAAUGGGACCCCAGUUCACCCGUCCGUCACAAUCUGGACAGACCCCAAACACCAACGAAACACAGGGUUCUGAGACCGGACAAGGAAACCCACAGAUGGACAUUCAGUGGUCGAUGCCUCCUAGAGGACAGAUUCUUCCUCCUCCACAACCAGGUAUGGGAUAUUGGCCACCACCACCAUGGGGAUAUCCUACACAUCCAAUGGGGCCUUGGGGACGCCCCCCAUGGCCAACACAGCCACUUCCGUCACCUGCGGUACGUUCCUGA